Molecule: messenger RNA, 1030 nt
Organism: Pistacia vera
Lineage: Eukaryota; Viridiplantae; Streptophyta; Magnoliopsida; Sapindales; Anacardiaceae
Product: purple acid phosphatase 15-like
Exons: 6
Coding region: 1-930 (309 amino acids)
Molecular function (GO): acid phosphatase activity
Source: RefSeq, a predicted model, not a curated record
AUGGCAUUGAUGGAGAAGAUGGCAUUAACGGCAAACGUAAUGGGUCUCAAUAUCUUCAAGAUUGNUGGAAUCACUUUCAAAUCUUAUUUGACCCGAUUUGCUGUUCCGUCAGAAGAGAGUGGUUCUCACAGUAACUUCUACUACUCUUUUGAUGCUGGAGGGAUACAUUUCAUCAUGUUAGGAGCAUAUGUCGAUUACAAUAGCACUGGAGCUCAGUAUGAUUGGCUAAAGGAAGAUCUACAUAAAGUAGACCGGGAUCUGACCCCUUGGCUGGUAGCUGCAUGGCAUCCACCUUGGUAUAAUAGCUAUUCUUCACACUAUCAAGAAUUUGAAUGCAUGAGGCAAGAAAUGGAAGAACUUCUGUAUCAAAAUGGUGUUGACAUUGUUUUCUCUGGUCAUGUUCAUGCUUAUGAGCGGAUGAAUAGAGUUUAUAAUUAUACAUUGGAUCCUUGUGGACCUGUUUACAUAACAGUUGGAGAUGGUGGAAAUAUUGAGAAAAUUGAUGUUGAUUUUGCGGAUGACCCUGGAAAGUGUCCCUCAGCUAAAGAUAACAUACCAGAAUUUGGGAACAUAUGUCAUUUGAAUUUCUCUUCAGGUCCUGCUAAAGGAAACUUUUGCUGGAGCAAACAGCCCGAAUGGAGUGCAUUGAGAGAAAGCAGCUUUGGACAUGGAAUACUUGAGGUAGUAAAUUCAACGUAUGCAUUAUGGACCUGGCACAGAAAUCAGGAUAUUUACAAGGAAGAUAGUCAUGGUGACCAAAUCUAUAUUGUGAGACAGCCAGAACUGUGCUCUGCCUCCACCUCUAAAAGGGAGCAACCUGAAACAACUAGGAGCUCAAACAGUGAAGCAGCAGCUAUAUCAGGAAAAUGUAAGUGGAUACUGUCAAUAAUAUUAUUCAUAAUGGCUGUCAAUAUCAUUGCUGUAAAAUGAUAUUAAAUAUGCAUGUAAUUGUGCUGAUUAAAUUUCUCUUCUUCACUGUAUAUAAUUCUUGCCAAGUUCAAUCUAAAGUAUGUAAUAUAAUGGAUUUCAA